Messenger RNA from Anopheles coustani, 545 nucleotides. RefSeq lists its product as uncharacterized. Gene Ontology annotation, molecular function: serine-type endopeptidase activity. NCBI's taxonomy places the organism in Eukaryota, Metazoa, Arthropoda, Insecta, Diptera, Culicidae. The coding region runs from base 59 to 427 and encodes 122 amino acids. Gene Ontology annotation, biological process: proteolysis. The transcript has 2 exons. The record is from RefSeq and is a predicted model, not a curated record.
ACUACUUAACGAAGAAGUACUGUAGGGUGAUUCGGGUGGUCCACUGCAAGUGAAGCUGAUGAACAACACGCGUGUCAUUCCAUUUGUGAUCGGAGUAACGUCAUUUGGAGCUGCCUGUGGCUUCUCGGUUCCUGGAGUCUACACUAGAGUGGCACCUUAUAUACCAUGGAUAUUUAAUGUUCUCAAAGAACGAGGAGAACGUGUGGCAGAAUGGAUGUUUCAACCUGAAGCCUGUGCUACAGAUUAUGCCGAACUACGAGAGAACGAUCCACCCGUUGACCAGGAUGGUACCAACUUAGUUGAAUAUCAGGAUUUGGGAAGGGUUCUUGUGUUAGAACAAAAAAAUAAAAUGAGGCAAAUUUUACGUGAACAACAGCUAGCUUUAAACCGUUGUGAAGACAAAACAGAGCGCCUGUGUGUUGAUUGAUAGAAGUUUCGUUGUUGUUCUAUACACUAAGUAUAGAAAUCUGCCGUUACACAUCAGCAUCAAGGACUGAGACACAUUACUUUCUAUAACUUCAUGGAAAAAUUGUGAAAUAAAUAGG